AUGACUUCCAAUAACAGUACCUGGCACAAGACCUCGGUUCAAGCCGUAAAGGAUCAAGGUCAAACUUAUUUGACCACCACGGUUGCUGGCAAUAAGCACGCUCGCUCCGAAACUGCACAUCCUCCAGCGCCGCGACCGACGACACUCCCGAGCCAUACGCUGGGUAUUCAUCGGGCGUCAAGUUUGCCUACUGGUCCUCCAAGACUGACGGCAAGUCCAAUUACCUCCUUGGACCUCGCUGGCCAUCAAGGCCCUUCCGAGUAUACCCAGCGAAACGCUGUGCAAUGUACACCAUCUUCGUCCUCGGACCCUUUGCUUGCUCUUGCACAUCCUUAUUACGGCCUUCCUCGACCGUUAAUUCGGAACCUAUACGGUCUUGGCAUCAAGAUCAUGUACCCAUGGCAAAAGGCAUGCCUUAGAGGACCGGGGCUUUUAUCCGGGGAGAGAAAUCUUGUCUACAGUGCCCCAACUGGAGGCGGGAAGUCACUUGUAGCUGAUGGCGAGUCAACCUCUUGCAAAAGGGUCUUAGAAGAAAAGAACGCCAAAGUUCUCCUCGUGUUGCCUUAUGUCGCUCUAGUGCAAGAAAAAGUCCGUUGGCUCCGGAACGUUGUCCAGGGAGUGCUAAAACCAAAGGAAGAGAUUGAUGACGAAAAGCGCAUCUGGAGGCGGCGCGCCGACGAAGACUCCAUCAGAGUGAUUGGCUUUUUUGGAGGAAGCAAGAUCAAACCGACUUGGUCGGAUUUUGAUGUUGGAGUCUGCACCAUCGAGAAGGCAAAUGCACUCGUGAAUACAGCGAUUGACGAUUGCACCAUCAAGCAUUUGAAAGCAGUCGUCCUAGAUGAGCUACACAUGAUCGACGAUGACCAUCGCGGGUAUCUCAUGGAGUUGAUGGGGACCAAGUUGCUCAGCCUGCCUCAGCCUGUACAAAUUAUCGGUAUGAGCGCCACCAUGUCUAACAUCAGCCUCCUAGCCAAUUGGCUCGGGGCCCAUUCUUACGAGACGCGCUAUCGACCAGUGCCGAUCGACGAGCAUCUUGUCUAUGAGGGGGGCGUCUAUCCGGCUGCCACAACAAGUGAGUUGCUCAAGACAGCUAGUGAGUUGACAACAAAGACGCAGCCAAUGCAGAACUUGAGGGCAGCCAGGCGCAUUGAAUCCUCCAUUCAUAAGGAGUUCAAAGACCCGGUAUUGAAUGCGGUCGUUUCUCUUGCCAGCGAGACCGCAAAGGCAGGAUACGGUGCUUUAGUGUUUGCCAGCAGUCGUCCUGGAUGUGAAUCGGAUGCUCGCUGGAUUGCCAGAGUCAUGCCGACACAACAUGAGCUUGACCCCAUACUGGUCGAGAAACGUGUAGACCUGCUCGCUGAACUGCGAAGUCUUGGGACCGGUAUAGAUCCCAUUUUGGAAGAAACGGUGCCCAUGGGGGUUGCUUUUCAUCAGGAGCGCGAUCUAAUUGCGAAUGCUUACGAUGCUGGUGUCAUCAAAGUUUGCAUUGCUACCUGUAGUCUUGCAGCCGGAAUUAACCUACCAGCCCGAAGAGUCAUUCUUCACAACGCUAGAAUGGGCCGCGAUUUCGUGGGUCCCUCGAUGCUUCGGCAAAUGCGUGGGCGCGCCGGCCGUAAGGGGAAGGACGAAGUUGGAGAAACUUACCUGUGCUGUCGGAAAGAGGACUUGGCACAAGUGGUUGACUUGAUGCACGCUGAAAUGCCAAACAUUACAAGUGGCUUGAUAACAGACAAGCAGCGAAUACAAAGGGCGUUGUUAGAGGUCAUCGCAAUACGGCUUGCAACGAGCAGAGAUGCUCUAGAUGACUAUCUGAGUAAAACACUGUUGGCCCAUGUUGGUCCCCGGGAGCCUCUGCAGGACUGUAUUGAGACGAGUCUGAAAAGCUUGCAGUCAAUGGGAUUCAUAAAGAUAGACUUAUGCGACAACUAUCAACCCACGAAACUGGGCAAGGCAAUUGUAGCUUCUGCAUUGGAUCCUGAUGACGGGGUAUUCAUUCACAAAGAGUUGGAAAGGGCGCUUCAAGCGUUCGUAAUGGACGGCGAGAUGCAUAUUCUCUAUACGUUUACCCCCGUUCAUGAAUUCGGUGCGAAUAUCAAUUGGCAAGUCUUCCGCAACGAGAUGGAGAAUCUGGAUGACAGUGGCCACCGCGUACUGGGUUUUCUUGGGCUUAAACGUGCUGUUAUCAACCGACUGGCGCAAGGUAGUACACUGAGGGAGACGACACCUGAGGAGAAGGAAAUUGUCCGCGUACACCGUCGGUUUUACCUAGCACUUCAAUUACGAGACUUGUGCAACGAAAUUCCGAUCCACACCGUGGCGCGGAAGUACGACGUGCCUCGGGGCGCUGUUCAGAACCUCUCUCAGACUUGCCACGGGUUCGCGGCCGGCAUGAUCAAGUUUUGCGAGCAUAUGGGUUGGUGUAUCAUGUCCGCUGCGCUGGACCAUUUCUCGGAUCGGUUGAGGGCAGGCGCGAAGUCGGACCUGUUGGCAUUGGCACAGAUUACCUUUGUAAAGAGCCGAACUGCAAGAGUUUUCUGGGAAAACGGCUUUCGCAGCGUUGCGGCUAUUGCCAAUGCAGAUCCCAAAGAGCUGCUACCCAUCCUUAUGCAGGCCCAACCCAGCAAACUCCGAAUCAAGGGGCAGGAAAGUGUCAAGUACGAGGAGAAGCUGAUGGCCAAGGCCAAGGUCAUCUCGGACUCAGCCAACCGAUUGUGGCAAAUUCAAAUGCAACAAGAGAUCUACGAGGAAGAAUGA
Colletotrichum truncatum is the source of this 2754-nucleotide messenger RNA. The record is from RefSeq and is a predicted model, not a curated record. NCBI's taxonomy places the organism in Eukaryota, Fungi, Ascomycota, Sordariomycetes, Glomerellales, Glomerellaceae.